UCAGUAGCGCCGAAGUCUACGGGUAUAGUGUCCGGAGUCCCCGGAAGAGGCCGGAGUGUGGGCUUCCGGCCCUGGAGGGAAAAAUGGCGGUGGUCGCUGUGUUCCCGGCUUUGACGCGGAUGCUGGCCCUGUCAAGGCGCCGACUCGUGUCACCUCCACUCGACGUGACAUCGUUCAGACGCUGCUACAGAGGUGACAGCCCGGCAGAUUCCCAAAAGGACAUGAUUGAAAUCCCUUUGCCUCCAUGGCAGGAGCGAACUGAUGAGUCCAUAGAAACCAAAAGAGCGCGCCUGCUCUAUGAGAGCAGGAAGAGGGGGAUGCUGGAAAACUGCAUUCUGCUCAGCAUCUUUGCUAAAGAGUAUUUGCACCGUAUGACAGAGAAACAGCUAAACCUGUAUGAUCGCCUCAUCAACGAACCCAGUAACGACUGGGACAUCUACCACUGGGCCACAGAAGCAAAGCCAGCUCCGGAGAUAUUUGAAAAUGAAGUCAUGGAAUUGCUGAGGGAUUUUGCUAAAAACAAAAACAAAGAGCAGAGACUGCGUGCACCGGACCUUGAAUACCUCUUUGAAAAGCAGAGCUGAGUGGGGUGGCCUGCCUGUCACCGGGCGCCUUCCUUGGCCCCGCUGCUCCUGCUCGACACUGGCCUUCGUUACCUGCCUCGCCUUCAGUGCACAGCCCAUCCAGGCCGUGGGUCCCGCCUCAAGUGACAAGCCCACCUCUACCCUAGGACUAGUAAACGUUCCUUGACUCUC
Molecule: messenger RNA, 755 nt
Organism: Condylura cristata (star-nosed mole)
Lineage: Eukaryota; Metazoa; Chordata; Mammalia; Eulipotyphla; Talpidae
Gene: SDHAF2
Product: succinate dehydrogenase complex assembly factor 2
Exons: 4
Coding region: 84-584 (166 amino acids)
Biological process (GO): tricarboxylic acid cycle; protein-FAD linkage; mitochondrial electron transport, succinate to ubiquinone
Cellular component (GO): mitochondrion
Source: RefSeq, a predicted model, not a curated record